Molecule: messenger RNA, 628 nt
Organism: Hyla sarda
Lineage: Eukaryota; Metazoa; Chordata; Amphibia; Anura; Hylidae
Product: cytochrome c oxidase subunit 4 isoform 1, mitochondrial-like
Exons: 5
Coding region: 79-609 (176 amino acids)
Biological process (GO): mitochondrial electron transport, cytochrome c to oxygen
Source: RefSeq, a predicted model, not a curated record
GUUUGAGCGUCCACAUAUAUAUAUAUAUAGGCUGAGACCUGCUUAUCUGAGCAGAGGCUGAGCACAAGGGAGGCAAAGAUGUUAACAACUGUUGCACGUGCCCUUCGUGGAUCUAAAUCCAUUACAUGGAGGAGUCUGUCUACCAGCAGUUAUUUGUCUGCACAUGGUACUUCAAGUGACCCAGUGCCUUACUAUACCAAACCAAGCUAUUACGAUUCCCGUGCGCUACCUCUGCCCGAUGUACCCUAUGUGUCUGAGCUGAAUCCACAACAAAAAGUGCUGAAAGAAAAAGAAGCAGGAUCCUGGACCCAGCUAACAAAGGAAGAAAAAUUGGCACUGUAUCGUAUCAGCUUCAACCAGUCCUACACAGAGAUGAAAAAGGGAACACCAUCAGAGUGGAAAACCGUGUUGGGUGUUGUAUUUUACUUUCUGGCCUUUAGUGGAAUAUACCUCUGGUGGCAUCGUACUUAUGUGUUUGGUCCUGUCCCUCACACCCUCUCUGAUGAAUGGGUAGCAAUGCAAACGAAAAGGAUGGUUGAUAUGAGGGUGAAUCCUGUUACAGGCUUCUCCUCCAACUGGGACUAUGAGAAGAAUACAUGGAAAAAGUAGAAUAAAUAUGACCUGAUGA